Molecule: messenger RNA, 2774 nt
Organism: Mangifera indica (mango)
Lineage: Eukaryota; Viridiplantae; Streptophyta; Magnoliopsida; Sapindales; Anacardiaceae
Product: ubiquitin carboxyl-terminal hydrolase 25-like
Exons: 9
Coding region: 174-2144 (656 amino acids)
Biological process (GO): protein deubiquitination
Cellular component (GO): nucleus; cytosol
Molecular function (GO): cysteine-type endopeptidase activity; cysteine-type deubiquitinase activity
Source: RefSeq, a predicted model, not a curated record
AAGGAAGAAAGAUAGAAAGGGGGGAAGUAACGAAAAUAAAAAUGAAAUCUCAAAUCAAAGAGAAGGAAACUGGGGUGUUUUCUACCUCCUCCCUCUUCAGUGCCUCAGUGAUAAACGCAAACGUGGCCGCGUACGACCAAUGAAUCUAUCUCAGCAGGCAUUGGUCUCCGUUGAUGGGACUUCAACACCACAAUCUUCAAAUGUCUCCGUUGAUGGGACUUCGACACCACAAUCUUCAAAUGAGUUGGCAGCCGAGUUUACUCAGUGAUAAACGCAAACGUGGCCCUCCUUUAGGAUUACGAAAUCUCGGCAAUUCUUGUUAUCUCAACAGCGUACUUCAGUGCCUCACCUACACUCCUCCUCUCGCUAAUUUCUGUCUCAAUCUCAAGCACUCUUCUCUCUGUGAUUUAGCACGUGACUGUCCGUUUUGUAUUCUGGAGAAGAGGAUUGUGCGGUCAUUGAGCUUGGAUUUAACUCUGGAUACUCCAGCGAAGAUCCAGAGUUGUUUGAAGAUUUUCGCAGAGCAUUUUAGGGGUGGGAGACAGGAGGACGCACAUGAGUUUCUGCGUUAUGUGAUUGAUGCGUGUCACAACACGUGUUUGCGUAUAGAAAAGUUGAAACGUAAGGGGAGUGACCGUGAGGCGUUGAAUGGGAGUGUGGGUAAUGGUACUAGUGUGGUUAAGGAGAUAUUUGGGGGAGCUUUGCAGAGUCAGGUGAAGUGUUUGUCUUGUGGUGCUGAGUCAAAUAAGGUUGAUGAAAUUAUGGAUAUUUGUCUUGAUGUUUUGCAUAGUAGUUCGCUUAAAGAUGCAAUGCAGAAGUUCUUUCAGCCUGAGGUUUUGGAUGGGAAUAAUAAGUAUAAAUGUGACAAUUGUAAGAAAUUGGUGGCAGCAAGGAAGCAAAUGUCAAUUCUUCAAUCACCUAAUAUCCUUGUAAUUCAACUGAAGAGGUUUGAAGGGAUGUUUGGUGGGAAAAUCGACAAGAUCAUUGCAUUUGAAGAAAUUUUGAUUCUUUCAAGCUUCAUGUGCAAAGCUAGUCAGGAUCCACAAGCAGAAUAUAAACUUUUUGGUACUAUUGUGCAUUCAGGAUUUUCACCGGAUUCGGGGCAUUAUUAUGCUUAUAUCAAGGAUGCAAUGGGCCGGUGGUAUUGCUGUAAUGACUCCUAUGUCUCACCUUCAACUCUGCAGGAGGUAUUGUCUGAGAAAGUUUAUAUUCUCUUCUUUUCUCGUGCUAACCAAAGACCGGAAUCAGCCAGUAGCACUUUUCCUUUGAAUGGUGUUAAAUAUGGUGAAAAUGGCAAUGGGUUUCAUAAAGGCGCAAAGACGGCUGUUCCCUUGAAUCCGGUGAGUAUUAAACCAAGUGCUGAGCGGUCAUCUCAGAAGAGUGUCUCUACCAUUUCUGAGGUUGAGAAAGUGUCUUCUACCCCACAACUGAAAUUCAAUAUUUCUGGAAAUUUUGGUUGCAAAGGAGUUUCUCCAACGAAUAAAGGAAAGAUUGAUGGUCUUAAGACUCAGAAUAUGAAAAUAAAUGGGGCUGUUAAAGAUUCGGUUCAUAAGGAGAAAUUUGAUAAAGAUUCGUUGAUGAAUGGGAAUGAUUCUAACAAAAGUAGAAGAGUUGAUGCUCUUGAUAAAGAAAAUGGUGUCACACCAGCAUCGGUAAGCGAAAAUGGUGUUACUAAAAAUAUUGGUUUUACAUCAGUAAAACUAGAUCACAAUGAAGGCAAUGUUAUGAGGAAUGGGAUAACACCAUCUAGAGGGUCUGAUCACACCAAACCGCUUAAUGGUAGUAUUAACGGCCACUCUGUCUCUGGGAGCAAGAGGAAAUUGCUUGAGUGUUGCAUUUUGUUUGCACAGGAUCCUCAAUCUCAGGCAAAAGUUCAAGAACUGAGAGAAUUUUUGGAGAAAGAAGCUUCCUUUGUAUUACGGUCAUGUGGUUGGUCUGAAAACGUGUACAGCUUUAUGAGUUCAAGGAAGAGGCUAUGUGCACAAGAAGCUGGUAAUGCUCCAAGUGGUGCUGGUUUGAAGAAGUUGCUGAUAACAGAUGCAAAACGAACUUUUAUUUCACAAAUACCAGAGCCAUUGAAAGAGGACCUUAUCAAACGUCUCUGGUUAUUUGGCAAAGAAAAACAGGAAUCUCCAGGUUCUUGAUCAACUGAAGUGGUAUAUUAUGAGUUCUGUGAGAUUUGUUGUUGAUGGGGCUUGGAGUAAAAGUACAUUCAGGUAUAAAUACUUGUGUGACUGUUGGUGUGGGUUGGGUAAGAAAAUGUUUGUGGUCAUGGAGAUACACGUUUUCUUGAGACAAUGAUUGAGAGGAUUCCAUGACAGUCUUGUUGCUUUGAGCAAUAUUCCAGCAAUUUACAAAACUGUCGAUUGAAUCGUCUGCCUUGGACAAACACAAUUAUAAUUGUAGGUGCCCUUCCGGUGAUGUUGAGAUGAAAGGGAUGAGCUCAAAAAAUUGUGGAACAAUAUUCUGGUUGACGCUGUGAAGUUGGUUCUGUUGAGAAAGAAAUUUUAAAGGGGCGGAAUCUUAUUCAUUUUGUAUGAUAAAUUUAUAGGAAUCAGCAAAAUGUAGCGGGAUAGUACCUUUUUGAGUUGUAUACUCUUGGUAGUAUGACGUAGUGUUUACUUCUUCUGUGCAGUGUACAAGUUUGCAAAUUGAUGAAAUCUGCACUAGGGGUUUUUUAUUUUUUUGGGAUAAGAAGGAAAUCUUAUUUGAGUUAUACUGUUUUUUGGAGUUAAAUCGAUCACAUAAAGUAAAUGAAAUUUUGGGUUUAGUAA